GCACUUCUCAACAAAAUCAGAUGUCUUUAGCUUUGGUGUUCUAAUUUUGGAGAUUGUAAGCGGUCAAAAAAUUACUAAUUUCUGUGACACGGAAUAUGGAGUACCUUCUCAGCUAUGCAUGGAAAAAUUGGAGGGAUGGGACAGCUUCCAAUCUCAUAGAUCCCACCUUGAUGAAGGGUAGUCCAAUGGCUGAAAUGAUGAGAUGUAUUCACAUCGGUCUGUUAUGUGUUCAACAAAACGUAGUUGACAGACCAGACAUGGCUUCGGUUGUUCUCAUGCUUAACAGCGAUUUGGUCGCUCUCCCUGUACCUACACAACCUGCAGGCUUUAUGCAGAGCAAUGUUCAUCUACGGGAGAAACGGGUUGUUGCUGCUCUGACUCAGGGCCCGAUGUGCGAGGACGAGAUUGUUGGAGUUAUCCCACAUCGGUUGUUGAAGGGGCUGAUGGUCAAUUUAUAA
Messenger RNA from Corylus avellana, 458 nucleotides. Lineage: Eukaryota; Viridiplantae; Streptophyta; Magnoliopsida; Fagales; Betulaceae. The record is from RefSeq and is a predicted model, not a curated record.